CUGAGUCACAUUUCCUCAGAUGCUCAACAUUGCUUCCAAGUCCUCAAUGUCAGCCGAUUCAGUUCAUUUAAAAUAUAAUGCUAAUAAUUAAAUUCGUUUGUGCACUGUACAUAAUGAAUUAGAUUGAGAUUUUUGAAGGACGGCCACGCCUUGUUUAAACUAUCAGGUUGUCGAAUACAAACGUGGUGCUCCCCUCGCGGCUAAGGCUUGUAGCAGCUCACGUUUUUAAUAAUGUCAAAGAGCGAUUUAGCGUGUGUGUACGCUGCCCUGAUGUUAGCUGACGAUGACAUCGACAUUACAGCUGACAAGAUAAAUACCAUACUGAAGGCUGCUAACAUAAAAUUUGUAGAAACUUAUCUUCCUAACUUAUUUUCUACAAUGUUGAGUGGAAAAAACGUCAAAGAUAUGCUAAUGACCAUGGGGUCGGCCGCGACCUCUACAGUUGCUGCCCCCUCGGCAGCUCCAACGUCAGCAGCUGACAGUACUGCUGAGAAGUCAAAAGAACCUGCAAAGGAAGAAAAGAAACCAGUUUCGGAUGACGAUUCCGACGAAUCAAUGGGUUUUGACCUAUUUGGUUAAUUGUAACCUAUGUACAAAAUAAAUUGGAUACAUAAUAUC
Molecule: messenger RNA, 618 nt
Organism: Schistosoma turkestanicum
Lineage: Eukaryota; Metazoa; Platyhelminthes; Trematoda; Strigeidida; Schistosomatidae
Source: the annotation of a GenBank genome assembly